This is a messenger RNA of Tachyglossus aculeatus (Australian echidna), 1800 nucleotides long. Its product is annotated as prostaglandin F synthase 1-like. Gene Ontology annotation, biological process: steroid metabolic process. The record is from RefSeq and is a predicted model, not a curated record. NCBI's taxonomy places the organism in Eukaryota, Metazoa, Chordata, Mammalia, Monotremata, Tachyglossidae. The transcript has 11 exons. Gene Ontology annotation, molecular function: steroid dehydrogenase activity; ketosteroid monooxygenase activity; aldose reductase (NADPH) activity. Gene Ontology annotation, cellular component: cytosol. The coding region runs from base 199 to 1167 and encodes 322 amino acids.
CAGAAGUGGCCUCGCUCGCUCUCUCUGGCCUCUGUCCGUUAAAUUUCCAUUGGGGUCUGGAGCGCAACAGCCUCCCAAGUAUUCAAUACAGCGCUUGGCACCCAGAAAAGGUGCAAUAAGUGGUUCUACAUCCAGGAGGAGAGGCAUCUAGUGAACACAUACCCAGUCCUGCUGACUGGUUCUGUUCAUCCACCAACAAUGAACUUUGUGACAGCUCGCCACAUGCUGCUGAAUGAUGGGAACAAAAUACCAGUGCUGGGAUUUGGGACUUUUGGACUUAUGAACGCUAUAAGUGAAGGAGAAAUGGCGGUCAAGAAAGCCAUUGAAGUUGGUUUCCGACACAUUGAUGGGGCUUCCCUGUAUGAGAAUGAAAGGGAAGUUGGACGGGCCAUUCAAGCAAAGAUUGCAGAUGGUACUGUGACUAGGGAGGACAUUUUCUACACUGGAAAGCUCUGGAGCAGCUGUCACUACCCUACCUCCGUGCGCCCAGCUCUGGAAGAGACACUAAAGAACCUCCAGCUGGACUACCUCAAUCUCUACAUCAUUCACUGGCCCGUCACUCUGAAGCCUGGAAUGGACUUGGAGGUAUUAAAGAAAAAGGAGAAACUGUCUUUUGACUAUGUGGAUCUCUGCACCACUUGGGAGGCCUUGGAGGUAUGCAAAGAUGCAGGGUUGACCAAAUCCAUUGGCGUCUCCAACUUCAACCACAAGCAGCUAGAGAUGAUCCUGACCAAGCCCGGCCUCAAAUAUAAACCCGUCUGCAACCAGGUAGAAUGUCACCCGUACCUCAACCAGAGCAAACUCCUGGAGUUCUGCAAGGCCAACUCUAUCGCUUUGGUGGCAUACAGUGCCCUGGGCUCCCAGGUCAUUCCGACAGAUAAUCCGAGCUACCCAGUGCUGCUGGAGGACCCAGUCCUGGGCGCCAUCGCCAAGAAACACAACCGCACCCCAGCCCUGGUCGCCCUGCGCUACCAGCUGCAGCGUGGAGUUGUGGUCCUGGCCAAGAGCUUCACCGAGAACCGGAUCAAGGAGAACAUUCAGGUGUUUGAUUUCCAGCUGAACCCGGAGGAUAUGAAGGCCAUCGACGGCCUCAACAGAAAUUACCGCUAUAUUCAGGUGGAAAUGUUCUCAUCCCACCCUAACUAUCCAUUUAAUGAGGAAUACUGAUAAGGUCCCUAUGCUGAAGAACUGAGGCCAUAGAAGUAUGAGUCAGAUGCCCAAUCCCUCUCAAACUCCAGGCAGCCUGAUGACCAUUUACAUGAAAUUGACAAAGAUUCAAUCCCCAGGCUACUGGAGUCUCUUCAUAGUCCCUUCAUGAAAGGAAAAUAAAGUUGUUGUUUGAACUCACAAUGACUUCUGACUCUUUCUCUGCUGGUGGCUAACACCAAAGGGAGUAAUUAUUAGAAAUGAUCACAUUUACUGUGCACCCACUGGGUGUAAUGCACUUAACUAAGAUCUUAGGAUGUACAAAACAAGCAAAUGACACAUGCGAUGCCACUUUCCUGGUACACCAAACACUGCCCUCAUGGCUCUUCCUUCUCCUGCCCUGCUACCUUCUGAUCCCAGGGCUUCCUGCCAUCCCAGCACAAGCUCCCUUUUUCCUUACUGGUCAGUAUGCCCUCCAUUUCCCCUUUGGUCAGUCCCCAGACAAGCUCCCAUUUUCUAUCAAGUUGUUCCAAGAUGUCUUCUUCCUCACAUCCCUUUGGGCUCCAUGCCCUCUCUCACUAGUCCGCGCCUAUUCUUCCACACCCCCUUUUAUCUAAUUUGUAAUAUAAAAUAAUCUGUCUACGGACACCAGCA